UACAGCAAUAAGGAAAGAUCUUGGUUUCGACAACUGAUCAUGAGCUUACGCGCAUAUCGCAACAGAGCAUGGAUUUGGGCUUCCUGUGUUUCGCACGCGCACUGUCYGAUUGUGAUGCAAAUCAGUUGAUUCGAGUAACGCGUCUAUUGUGAUCUAAUUAAGAUCUCUCAUCGCCAUGGUACCCCGAUAGAUGUCGAGUAAAGAUGAACUACCAUCCUUAAAAUGCCUACACAGGCAAAGAAAAACGUUCCUACACAUCACGGUGAAAAAACUACGAAGGYAAAGAAGAAGAAGAAAAAGGACUCGGCCAAAACAACGACUAGAAAAGAUUCCCAAACUGGAUCAGAUUCCACUACCGAAGAACACAAUAAAAAAUUAAAAGCUAAAGUUAUUGCGUUUGGAAGGACGUGUGUUUCGAGUGACUCUUACCCUAGCUCUUCAAGUCGAGAGAAUGGUAAUGCAAGCAGUUGUCUUGUAAGUAGUACAGACGGACGAAGUACGAGUAGCAGUGGCGAAAACCUUGAGCUGUCUUUCCCUACUGCAUCUUCAGAUAUAGACUGUACAAGAAAGGACGAAGACAAAGAUUCGUUCACAAAAUCUAUGAAUACAAAGACGAUUCUUAAUGAAAGCCUUCGGUGGGAGGGCCACCUCGAAGAUGUUCAGGAAGAACAAGAUAGAAUACGGGUUUAUAAAAUGAAUCGAAGAAAAAGGUAUAUGGCUUUAUUACAAACCAAUGAAGACGAUUCUUUUGGGCAGUUUUAUGCGUGAAUAAUAUGUAAUAUUUAGCUAAAAAAAAACUAAUUAUUUUUAUAAAAGCAAAAUUAGAACUCAAUUUACUCAACUAAAGUUUAUUUCUUAUAAUUUUUGAAUUCAGUUUAUACCCUCGCUGAAUCUCAGUUAAGCUUAUUUAUCUUUUGCUAUUACUGCGGAUAUAAGCUAUAAAGUACUCUUAAAAAGGUUGUAAAUAUGAAUUUGGGAACUGGUUUAURAGUAAUUCGUAAAUCUGUAUGAUGAGGUCAUCCAUCUUUCUAACUCUGUCUAGAAUUUCAGUGUACAGGCUUUUCUUUGUCACGCACUGUAUAUGUAAAGUACAGUUUAUCGAAAAGUUUACGAAAACUUUUACUCAGGAAACAGGAAAAACUAUCAAACGCUUUUUUCAAAAUCGUUCGUUUUAGGAAUUGUACAUAUAAAUAUAAGUAGAAAAAGGAACGUGUGCUUAAGGAAAUAAAACUUUGGAUUUAACAAUGAAGAACRAAUGGUAAAGUUAAUCUAUCUAUUGUUUUUAAUGUUUUUUGAUUGACUAGUAAACGUUCUAUACUUU
This is a messenger RNA of Actinia tenebrosa (Australian red waratah sea anemone), 1321 nucleotides long. RefSeq lists its product as uncharacterized. Lineage: Eukaryota; Metazoa; Cnidaria; Anthozoa; Actiniaria; Actiniidae. Gene Ontology annotation, biological process: protein arginylation. The record is from RefSeq and is a predicted model, not a curated record.